GAGUUAAAGAGAGUUUCGAAAGCUGAAUCUGCCGUCAAUGUGAUGGCUUGACGUUGACAAAAAAAUCAAAAAGUCUUGUUGGGCUAGGCUGUGUAGUCGUGUUUGAGCUUGGUUGGAUUUUACCUUUGCGCGCUUCUUGUGCGGUUCUCUUUUCCACUUUCACACAAACUCCAUGUCCAGCCGUCGCUCAUCGUCAACAACGAUGGGCCCACCCGCUGAUGUCGUCAUGGGUCCGCCGCCCCCGCCGCCGUUGCAAGUCACCCAGCAGCCACCACCCGCUCCUCCAAAAGAAAAUCAAGAAUCCGUUUUGGAUAAAUAUCGAAAACUGAAACGAAAGUUUUUCGACUUGGAGGAUAAACAUAAGGAGGCGCAGCACGAGUUAAGACUCUCUGGGGAACGUAAUGUGAAACUUCGGGAGGAACGGGACAAGAUGCUCGACCGCAUUCGUGAACUUGAAACACACUCUGAGCCUAACGUCUCGGGUGUUCCUUAUCCGCCGUCCAGUGCCUUUCCUCGCUCCCUCUCAACCUUGAAAGCCCGUUCAUACUUCGUAUCCAACCUCCGGCAGGCAAUGGCGGAGGAGGAAACUGAUGAUCAUGAGCUUGAUCCACUACUUACUUCGCGGCAUGUCGGCCCGUUGGCUCGUAAGCGCGCAGAAGAUGAACAUCGAGACCGUGCCGAGGAGGAGGCUCGUGAAGCCCGUCGCCAACCAAAGCGACCUCGAGCUGCUGUUAAAGGGAAAGAGGCCAUGGGCCAGUCUCCCCAUGGGCAGCCCGCUAUGGGCGUGGUCCCUGCUCCAGAGGGAGGUGGCCCAGGAACCCCUGUUCUUGUCUCGACCAAAGGCACUCGUCUUCGCCUCAAGCCUCCUGUGCGGCCUUCGCCAAAUGACCUUAUCCCUUCAAGCAAUCCGGCACAUUCCCAAUCAUCACUUUCUCCGUUGUUAUCCCCUCGCGACGAGCAGCCUCAUUAUGACCCAGUACGUUUUAGUGCCAACGGUGGCGCACAGCACCCUGCCUUGGUUCCUGUCCCUGGAAAUACGCCUCCACUUGUCGGUCCGUCUCCUUCGUUACCUCCGCACAUGGGGCUUCCCCCUGCACCUAUGCCAUCGUCUCGCGCAACCGAGGUUCAGCGCCAUGCUAAGCCUAAACGUUUGAAGGCCCAUACUGUUACAACAAAGAGCUACAGCAUCCCUACCGUUCCACGUGAUAAACAAGGACGUCCAUUACUGCCACUCACUGUCGGCAUCAUGACAGUGAAUCAACUCGGAGAGGUGUGCAUGCGAGAGCACUUUCACACAGAGCGGUACAUCUUCCCUGUUGGAUAUGAGGUGACACGAAAAUACUCUUCGACGGUGGAUCCCACCGCAGACGCUGUGUACACUUGCUCAAUCCUCGAUGGCGGAGAUGGACCCAAGUUCAAGAUCGUCGCAUCUGAUGUCCCAGAUCGUCCUCAAAUUGCCGGCACUGCUACCGGUGCAUGGUCUACUAUUGUGAAGCAAGCCAAUAAUAUUCGCAAUCGCCAACACUCGAAUUCUGUCUCGGGGCCCGACUUCUUUGGGCUAGGACAGAACACAAUCAAGCACCUGAUCCAGGAGCUUCCAAAUGCUGAUCGCCUGCGCGAUUAUGUAUGGCAGAACUUUGUUGAGGGAGGACCUUUAGGCGGUAGACACGCGGCCGUCGUUCCUGCACUUCCAGAAGAUCAAUCUAGUGUUGCCGAUGGUCAUGCUGAAGAUAUCUCUUCCUACAUACACCCUCCCCCACAUCUGCAAUCGCAACCUUUCACGACUAUCGUUCUUCCCCCACCUCAAUCCGCCGACACUUUAAGUAUCCACGAGUACCGCCCUCCUUCACACAGGGAUGUUGAAGACAGGCGACACAGUGGCUCUCAUUCACAUAGCGCGCGUCAGCUCGCAAAUCAUUCGCCACCAAAUGUGACACCCACCUCACAAGCAUCACCUCCCCCACAGCAACAGCAAUCGCCAUAUCUUGCUGGUUCUAAUGCACCAUUGCCAGUGCCUCCGACAUUUGCAAGCAUAAUGAAUGCGUAUCCUGCUCCCUCAGCUGCAAGAGAGGAGCCUCAUUCGCGUCCUGGAUCCCGAGAUGAGAUCCCUUCAAACGGACCCUCAUUGCGGUCUCGUGAGCAGUGAUCUGUUCGCCUACAUCUACUAUGCAAGUGGAGUCCAUUAUAUUAUACUUCUUUUGGGUCUAUUCUGUGUUGAACGCUGUGUUAUUGAUUUCUCGUUUCUCACAUUAUCGUGGCUUUCUUGGCAUCUUAUUUCAGUUUUUUUUUUGGAUGGUUUUGUUUUUACAGAUAUUUCCUCUCCAAUCCCAAAAAAGUAACUUGCAGCUGGUGUGAUGGACUUGAUA
This is a messenger RNA of Suillus bovinus, 2366 nucleotides long. RefSeq lists its product as uncharacterized. Gene Ontology annotation, cellular component: nucleus. Bases 173 to 2146 code for a protein of 657 amino acids. The record is from RefSeq and is a predicted model, not a curated record. The transcript has 5 exons. Gene Ontology annotation, biological process: regulation of cell cycle. Lineage: Eukaryota; Fungi; Basidiomycota; Agaricomycetes; Boletales; Suillaceae.